Messenger RNA from Thlaspi arvense, 3065 nucleotides. The record is from the annotation of a GenBank genome assembly. Lineage: Eukaryota; Viridiplantae; Streptophyta; Magnoliopsida; Brassicales; Brassicaceae.
GAAGAAGACGAAGAACAACAGUAGCAAAGAGUGAGUGGGUCUGUAAUAGAAUAACAAUGUGAUUUCUCUUUCCGUUUUUUUGUUUGGGUCUUGGCCUAAAGAUCUUUGGUUUUUCCCUCUGACCAGUUUGUCUCCAGUUCUCACCGUUUGAGACUUUUAGGAUUCGUAUCCUCCGGUUUUCUCCCAAGUUUUACUUUUCCCAUCACAUUGUUGUUUAUUCUUCGUUGCAGAGUGAGAGACAAGGCUUCUGGAACCACCAUUGCCUUGAGGAAGAAGUCAAUUCACAAGGAGAAACAAAGCUCAAAUUAAUGGUAGCAGUUGGUGAAGAGGAGCAGAAGAAGAUGGAGAAGACAGAGAUGCCUGUAGCCAGAGAAGAGAAGAUACUGGUUCUGGUGAGAUUGAGGCCCCUUAACGAGAAAGAGAUUGCGGCUAACGAAGCUGCGGACUGGGAAUGCAUCAAUGAUACCACCGUUUUGUACAGAAACACGUUGCGCGAAGGCUCAAACUUUCCUUCUACAUAUUCAUUUGAUAGAGUUUACGGAGGUGAAUGUCCCACCAGACAAGUUUACGAGGAUGGAACCAAGGAAAUCGCCCUCUCGGUUGUCAAAGGAAUCAAUUGUAGUGUUUUCGCAUACGGCCAGACGAGUAGCGGAAAGACAUACACCAUGACUGCUAUUACUCAGUUCGCUGUGGCCGACAUUUUUGACUAUAUAUUUCAGCAUGAAGAGAGAGCAUUUUCCGUUAAGUUUUCGGCAAUAGAGAUCUACAACGAGGCCAUAAGAGAUUUGCUUAGCUCGGAUGGUACAUCUCUGAGGCUACGAGACGAUCCUGAGAAAGGGACCGUUGUUGAAAAAGCCACAGAGGAAACUCUGCGAGACUGGAACCAUCUCAAGGAGCUUCUCUCUGUUUGUGAAGUAACAUGUUGUCCGGAAAGUAAACUUUCACGUUACUACAAUCUCUGCAGCACAGCAUACAAAGAUUCUCUCAUACUUAGCUUGGCCCUUGACUGUAUCGUUGAUUUUCAGACAGUUGAAAGCUCUGCUCGUGAGUUCGUAGACAAAGAAAACUCAACCACUCUCGUGGCGACUGUGAGUUUCAUCGAUCUGGCGGGAAGCGAGCGUGCAUCACAAGCGAUGUCAGCUGGUGCAAGGCUCAAGGAAGGCUGCCAUAUCAAUCGAAGUUUGCUCACUCUUGGAACUGUCAUCCGUAAACUUAGUAAGGGAAGACAAGGCCACAUCAACUUUAGAGACUCCAAGCUCACACGGAUUCUGCAGCCAUGCUUGGGGGGUAAUUCAAGAACCGCCAUAAUCUGCACUCUCAGCCCAGCGAGGAGUCAUGUAGAGUUAACGAGGAACACUCUCUUGUUUGCUCGCUGUGCAAAGGAAGUUACCACAAAGGCGCGGAUCAAUGUUGUUAUGUCAGACAAGGCUCUGCUGAAGCAACUACAGCGUGAACUUGCGAGGCUCGAGACCGAGCUCAGAAACCCUGCCUCCCCUGCCUCAAACUGUGAUUGUGCCAUGACGGUGAGGAAGAAAGAUCUUCUGAUACAAAAGAUGGAAAAGCAGAUCGCAGAGUUGAGAAAACAGAGAGAUCUUGCUCAAUCCCGUCUUGAAGAUUUCAUGAGAAUGGUUGAACACGAUGAGGCGUCAAAGUCUGGAACUCCGCAUUUCGGCAACCACACAGACAAGUGGGAGGAUGAUUCAGACACGAGGAGUUUCAUAUCAGAUCGACUGUCGACACCGCCGCUUUCAAGAGCAAGAGCUUAUGUUCGGUCUCCCUCUGACGAAGAUGAUCUCGAUGAAGAGCUACCUAGGCGUUCAGAAGAUCCAUCAGAAGAAUAUUGCAGAGAAGUUCAAUGCAUUGAGAUUGAGGAAUCGGCCACAGUCUACUAUAACAACCACAAAGACGAGAGAGCAGAACCUAAUGACGUCUUAGGCCGUAGUGCGGAUGCUAAUGGUGAAACGAGUGUAGGCCAGAACGUGAGGAUGAGAAGCUGGAACCAGAGAGAGACCGUGCCAGGCACGAGCACUCCACCUGAAAGCCUAGGGACAGACUUCCUCGGAAGACACAAGAUUGUGUUUCCUGAUUUAGAGUUUGGUUCUAGUGUGUCGAGGAAUGAUUCUAUGUCUUCUUUCGGGAGCGACUCCACUGGGGCUCAGGGCAUCAGAACGCCGUUGGGAGAAGAGGGAGGUAUCACUAGCAUCCGGACUUUUGUGGAAGGGUUUAAGGACAUGGCUAAGCGUCAAGGCGAGGUCUCGAAUGCUGAGGGUUCUGGUAAAAUGGGGAGGCACAUUGGUGUGGACUCCAUGGACAUGGAAUUUGAGAGGCAGCGCCAAGAGAUUCUGGAGCUAUGGCAAACCUGUAAUGUCUCUUUGGUGCAUAGAACAUACUUCUACUUGCUCUUCAAAGGAGAUCAGGCGGAUUCAAUCUACAUUGGAGUAGAGCUAAGAAGACUUAUGUUUAUGAAAGAUCGCUUCUCUCAGGGAAACCAAGCCUUGGAAGGAGGAGAAACCUUUACACUGGCUUCGAGCCGGAAGGCGCUUCACAGGGAGAGAAAGAUGCUGAGCAAGCUUGUGGGAAAAAGGUUUUCAGGAGAAGAGAGGACAAGAAUCUACCACAAGUUUGGGAUUGCGGUUAACUCCAAACGCAGGCGGUUACAACUUGUGAACGAGCUCUGGAGCAAUCCCAAGGACAUGACUCAGGUUGUGGAAAGCGCAGAUGUUGUAGCGAAGCUUGUGAGGUUCGCUGAGCAAGGCAGAGCCAUGAAGGAGAUGUUUGGUCUGACCUUCACGCCUCCUUCGUUCUUGACAGCUCAGAGAUCGCAUAGCUGGAGAAAAAGCAUGCCUACACUUUUCUAACCAUAUGCUUCCCGCAUUGACAUUAUACUUUUGGUUUCUUGUAGCGGAAGCGAUGUUUUGUAUAUACAUCUUGGUGUCUUUUCUUUUUCCUUUGUUUGUAUUUUCAUUUUGUAGCAUACAAUUGAUAUAUUUCCAGUCAAUUCCUUUUUUUCUUUGUAUCCGUAAAAAUUGCGUUAAAUACUACAGUCAAAUUUACAUAUAAAUGUA